AUGUGGAAUAAAGAAAUGGCUGCGAUACCCAUAGCGCUGGCUAUUUACACUUCAAUUGGAUCUCAACAGCAAAAACGAGAAGCUGAAAAAACAAGACAGUUUGAUUUGGAACAAGCUGAAAAACUAAGACAACGAGCACUUUAUGAUGAGUUUUUAAAUAAUAUCUAUAAACUGGAUAAAGAUGGUUAUCUCAAUGACACAAAAAAUCCAUGGGCAUUUGCAAAUGCAUAUUAUCGUGCUGCUCAUCGCCAAUGGGAUACAGUACGUAAAGGAGAUGUUUUACAGUUUCUUAAAGAAAAACAAUUAAUUGGGAGAAAUAAUUGUACUGAUGGAUGUAAAACAACAAAUUUAGAUGAUAUAAUUCGUUUGAAUGAGUUAAACUUUGAUAAUGUACGUCUAACAAGUCAAACAGGUGUAUUAAAUAAGCUGAAUUUACAAUGUGUUUCUUUUGAUCAAGUGUCAAUGUCAAAUGCAAUAUUUUCAUCUGUUAACUUAAAUGGUGUAUCAUUUGAUGGGGGACGAUUAGAUAAGGUGCAAUUUGAUGGUUCAUCUUUAGUUUGUGCUAGUUUUAAUGGUGUAAAUCUGUCUGGAGCAGAUUUUACGAACUCAGAUCUAACAGGUGCAAAUUUUUCAAACAGUGAUUUGUCAGGAGCUAAAAUAACGGAAAAUCAAAGAAAACAAGCAUCAUUUCAUAAUGUAACAAUGCCAACCGGGGAGAACAGUGAAACUAUAUCAUCAACGGCAACAAAAAAAUCUAUAACACAAACAACAACAAUAAUAAAAGCAAUAACGUCGUCAACUGCAUCAUCAUCGACAUCAAUCGUAGCUUGUGAUAAUACAUUUCUUAAUGAAACUAUCUACUCAGUUGGUUUGCGCCCAUAUGCAGUAGCAGUUGCCGAUGUGAACAACGAUAGUAAACCCGAUAUUGUCAUUGCAAAUCAGGGUUCAGCCACCAUCAGUGUUCUUCUGAAUACAGGCAACGGCAAUUUUUCUCCUCAAUCUACUUACUCAGUUGGUUUACGCCCAUACUCAGUAGCAAUCGCCGAUGUGAACAACGACAACAAACCCGAUAUUGUCACUGCAAAUAGCGGUUCAAACAGCAGUAGUGUUCUUCUGAACACAGGCAACGGCAGUUUUUCUCCUCAAGUUGCUUUCGCAGUUGGCGCAUUUCCAGAGUCAGUAGCAGUAGUCGAUGUGAAUAACGACAAUAAACCGGAUAUUGUCACUGCAAAUGUUAAUUCAAGCACUGUCAGUAUUCUUCUCAAUAUUGGCAAUGGUAUUUUUUCUCCUCAAAUUACUUACUCAGUUGGUGUAAGUUCACGAUCAGUAGCAGUAGCCAAUAUGAACAGUGAUGAUAAAUCCGAUAUUGUCGCGGCAAUCUCUGCGAAAUACAUUCUCCGUGCUCUUUUCGAUACAGACAACGACACUUCUUCUCCUGAUAUCAGCGUCACUCCUUUUCCGGAGACUACAGAGCCUUUGCAAGCAUCGACCACCGUAGCUUUGCAAGAAUGGACCCACAAAACAUCGCAAGUACCGACCGAUGAAGCUUUGCAAACAUCGACCCCCACAACUUUGCAAACAACGACUAUCGAUACGACAACGACUACGAGCACAACAACGAGUACAACAACGACGACAGAGACAACAUUGACUACGAGUACAACAACGAGUACGGAAGUGAAUGAGGCAACGAUUGCGACUACACCAGCGAGUAUGGACAUGGCUAAGCCAAUAAGUAUGGGAAUAACAGAGGAAACGAGUACGGAAAUGAAUGAGGCAAUGACUACGGAGACAACAACGACUAAGAGUAUAACAACGACUGAGAGUACAAUAACGAGUAUGCAAACGAAUGAGGGAACAAGUUUGAGAAUGAUAGAGAAAACGAGUAUGGGAGUGAUUGAGGCAUCGCCUUCGAGUCCAUUAUCGACUCCGAGUAAGACUAUGAGUACGAGUAUGACAACGCGUAUGGUAAUGAGUACGAAUAUAGCAACGAGUAUGGCAAUGAUUACGACAGCGAUUAUGGCUAGGACUACGACUACGAGUACGACAACGAGUACGAGCAAAAUCGUACUCGAGCAUGAGUGCUUAGAGUACUUUGCCCAGCUCUGGUUUCAAACUACUUACGUAGUUGGUAUGGGUUCACAAUCAGUAGCAGUAGCCGAUGUGAACAGUGAUAAUAAACCUGAUAUUAUCGUCGCAAACUAUGGUACAAACACAAUCAGUGUUCUCCUACACUGUUAA
Adineta steineri is the source of this 2241-nucleotide messenger RNA. Lineage: Eukaryota; Metazoa; Rotifera; Eurotatoria; Adinetida; Adinetidae. The record is from the annotation of a GenBank genome assembly.